AUGGCGGAAGUUGAACGUUCGGUGCAGGCGAUCUGCACACGACUCAUGGAACCGCAUGUAGAGGCAGCCGCCGGGACGCUGGUUCAAAUCGAGGGCCUCUGGGAUCUGGCCAAGGCCAACUCUAGGAAGCUCAUCGACAUGGACCAUGUUUUCCGAAACAUGCAGGAGGGGCUUCUGAAGAUGGAUGGCUUUCGUACGGAUCUUGAAAGAUUCGAUUCCACUCUCAUCAAGCAGGCCAUGGAGACUGAAAGCCUGGUGGAACGCUAUGAGGUUGAGCUACAGCAGGUGAAAAUGAUGUCCAAGCAGAAGGAAGAGACGCAUUUGCAACAGCGGCGUGCUCUCGACGCUUUGCGGCAUGAGCUACAGCACCUGCGGAAGUUGCAGUCUGAUUGUGAAGAAUCCUUCUUCGCAA
Molecule: messenger RNA, 412 nt
Organism: Symbiodinium pilosum
Lineage: Eukaryota; Dinophyceae; Suessiales; Symbiodiniaceae
Source: the annotation of a GenBank genome assembly